AUGGAUGUUGGAUGUUACCUCCAACGGAUUGGGUUCCAAUGUCCCUCUGCUGGCCCUUCUUUGGAGACCCUCAAGUGCAUCCAUCGUUCCCACCUCUUCUCCAUACCCUUUGAGAGCCUCAGCAUCCACUGCAAAGAGCCCAUCCACCUGGAAUUGCCUCGUUUAUAUGAGAAGAUUGUCCAAAACCAGCGGGGUGGAUUUUGUUAUGAACUGAAUGGCCUUUUUCAGUGGUUGUUGCGAGCAUUAGGAUUUCACACCAAAAUCUUAGCCACACAUGUCUGCAACCACUUCAUGCAGUGUUAUGGUCCUCCGUUGGACCACUUGGUCAUUUUGGUAGACUUGGAUGGACAGCAGUUCCUGUGUGAUGUUGGGUUCGGAGAAGGUUUCCUGGAACUGUUAGAUCUGAAGUCAGAGCUCCAGAUCCAAUACGAUUUCCAUUGCCCCCAGAAGGUUGCGCUGUGUACAUCCUCAAAUAAACAUACAGAAGACCAAACAGAAAUCCAAAUUCAGAACCAGCAAUGGAGAAGCACCAGCUUCCAGAAGCUUCCAAACGUCAGCCCGGCUGCAUCGGUAGAGUUGGGCUCCUUGCAGAACCUAGGAGGCCCCGACCUGCAAAAGGCCCUUCAGAAAUAUGGUUUGGACCUAGAUGAGUUCUCCGGGCAAAACGCGGCCCCUGCGACGGAGAGCGCCUUAACACCCGAGCCAGAGGUUAAACUCUCUCGCGGUGCCCUCAUUCCUAUCUCCAGCCAACUACAGCCACCUCCCCGUAAUGCCUCGGACUCCAAAGCCAAUUCUCACCUUCCCUUGGACACGAAUCUCCGGGGGGCCUCAAAGCCCCCCACGCAAGAGGAAGGGAGCGUAGCCGCCCCAUUGCAUCUCUCCGAGAGCUCCACGUCCGUUGAAGCUGCCAUUCAAAUCACCUCGAUCACUUUUGCCUCGCGGAGAAGGUCGCCUUCUCCUUCCCGCAUCCUCCGGAGUGUCCUCACCGACGUUUCCCCCGCUCCCGAUCUCGUAUCUCCGGAAACCCGGCCCGCGAACCCCCAGGAACGGCAGAAGGUGAACAGCUCGCCGCUGCAAAGUUACAAAGCUUGCCCUCCCGCCGGCUUCACGUCAGAGAAGAACGUGGCAUCUCCUUCCGCCAAAGUCUGUCCUCCUCCCCUUGGGUCUCUCAAGGCGGCCAGAGACGACCCUCGCCGAGAAGAUUGGGGCCCCUCUCCGGAGGAAUCCCCAAGAAGAGGCCUCGAACCGAAGGGCCUCGUUCAACAGACCGACGAGGACGAGCACCCUUCUGAUCCAAGUCGGGCCGAGCAGAGGCGCUACGCGAAAACGCUGGACGAUACUUACGCUGACAGAUCGAACCUGGAAAGGCCAUUGCCUCCGCCAAAGACGGGCGAUGUGCGUCCCCAGAAUUUCUCGGCCGGCGAUGCAAGAUGUGCUGCUCCGAAGAUCCCUUUUCCCGCACGCAAAGAAAAGACGCCGAUACGAGAAGAUUUGUCCACGUCUGAUUCGUAUUUACACAAGCCCAGGCGUCGAGGCGAUGGCAGUACUCCUCUGUUACACUUCGCUUCCCUCGAUUGUAUUUCCACAGCUGUGCCGCCGGUGUCGCCUCCAUCGCCCACAAGGAAAGCCUUGUCUGGUGUCCACCUUACUCUCUCCCCCAAGCGUGUGGAAUUGGACCUUUUUGGACCCGCGGAAGCUGGUCCAGAAGGGAGGCAGGUGGAGGUUCUUAAGCCAAACGCUUCGGAUGUCCCCGGUCCGUCCUCCAAGCCCACAGUAUCGAAGCGAAAGGCUCAAGGAUCCUCCUACUUCUCCCGAGAGGCAUCAUCUCAAGAGGUUCCAGAGGGGGGUGAACCAGCCCUACACCAGCACGUUCAAGAGUCCCGGACAAUCCGCGGUGGUGUAGCAGACGCCGGGACACGGAGCUCAAGGGCAAGUGAGAGCCUGAAGGCGACGGCUUCUUCCCAAACCGAGUGGAUGUCUUCGGAUGCCAUCACUCAAAUCACCACGGAAAGCCCGCAGAAGACCACCUAUUCUGCCGAAAUCUUUGUCUCUGCUGAGAACGGGGAGGCUCCCGAUCGCCCCAAGAGUCCCCAAAACCCCGACGACACGAUGCUCGGUCUCCCCAAGAUCUCUGCUUUGGAUGGACAAGCUGGAG
Thamnophis sirtalis is the source of this 2155-nucleotide messenger RNA. The record is from RefSeq and is a predicted model, not a curated record. NCBI's taxonomy places the organism in Eukaryota, Metazoa, Chordata, Lepidosauria, Squamata, Natricidae.